This is a messenger RNA of Rubroshorea leprosula, 2736 nucleotides long. The record is from the annotation of a GenBank genome assembly. Lineage: Eukaryota; Viridiplantae; Streptophyta; Magnoliopsida; Malvales; Dipterocarpaceae.
GAUCAGAGAGAAACGAAGAGAAUUUAAUUUUCUGUUUGGAUGAGAAGAAAAUAGGAUUUCCCAGAAAAUAAACAAUGGGUAGCGUUUGAAAUCCUACUACGAGGAUCUUUGCUUUUGUUUCUCAGGGGAAAAUGGGAUAGAAAAAUCAGAGAACGUUUUUCUGUGGGUGGGUAGGGAAUUCUGGUGGUUCAUCUGAUCUUACAUUUCUCUCAAAUUUAGCUCCAAUUUCGCGUUUUGAGUGAAGAAUCAUUGUCCAGAGGGUCUAGUAUUUGGGGUCUGCAAAACUUAAUUGAUUUGGAAGGCUCACAUGCUCGUUGGAGUUUAUUCAAGAUUUCUGGGCCUCUAUUUUUGAUGCGUUUCUUGAUGUGAUCUUUGAGAUAUGGUUUUGCAGAAGAGAUUAGACUAUGGAUUCAAUGGCUAUCAGGUUCCUGCGACUCCUCGAGCAACCAGAUCAGCCAGGAAAAGGGGUUCAUUUAAGAAGAGAGUAGAAGCCAAUCAAAUGUGUCCAUUUGACUUACUGGCAACCGUAGCUGGAAAAUUAUUUCUCGAGAAGGAAAAUGUACCCAGUUCAAGUAAUAUGCCAAGGGAGGAAGAUAAGUCUACUGUUCUAAGAGAUACUGUAAAAGAGGAAAGGCAGGAAGAAGAUCAACCAUUGAGGGUAGAAACCUGCAAUCAAGGAAGCUGUGACAAGAAAUUCUUUGUUUCUGAGCUUGUUUCACAAGCUCAAGAUCAAGACUAUAGUUCCAGGGAUUCGCCUGGUCAUCAAGUUGUUGCCUCUGUAAUAACAACUUCUGAUAGCUCAGAAGGGUAUGGUCCUGGGAAGUUGGUGAAUGGAAAAACUGAGAAUGAGAUGGAGAGUUUACCUUGCCAAGUGGAGACUGGCCCUGCUGCAGACAGUGGAUGUGGUGAUGGUAAUUUAUCAGAUGGUGAAGAUAAAAGAUUGGAAAAUUAUGAGCUGGAUAAGACUGGCAAGGUUUCAACUGAAGGGACUGGCCUGUCCCAUGUAGAGGAUCCCAUGGUCUGGAAAAAGAGACCUCCUACAUUAGUUAGUUCAAAUAGCAGCGCCAAGGCGCCUUCCUGUCGGGACCAAAAUCCCCAUAGUUCUUUUCCUGCUAGUCAGGAUGAUGUAAAUGUAGUUAAUAGAGAUGAUGACGAAAACUCUUCAGGGUGUACUCACCCUAGCACCAUAAAAAAAUCAUUUAGGUCAACACCACAUAUUGGUGACCGAAGAAUAAGGAAAAUAUUGGCUUCUAAAUAUUGGAAGGUAGCUCCAAAAUUGAAGGAUUUUAAACUUUCUAGCUCGGAUGAGGACUUGAAGCCUUCCUACUGCAAUAGGAAUAACUGUUACAAACGCCUCAGAUCUGAAAGGAACUAUCCCUUCAAGAAAAGGAAGUUUUUUCAAUAUGCCUCACUUCCAAAUUCUGAUGGAGGAAUUAGUAGUGAGGGCAUUGCUCAUUCACCUGAGAAGGGCAUCAAUGGAGAUGCUACUGGUUCAUGUCCAAAGAUGCACGGAGCUACUGGGGAAUCUUCUUCAGUAGCUGAUCAACCCAGAUUGUUCCACCCUAGGGAUUCUCGUGUAAAACUUAGGAUCAAGUCUUUCAGGGUUCCAGAGCUGUUUAUUGAAGUUCCAGAAACUGGCACUGUUGGUUUGUUGAAGAGGACUGUUAUGGAUGCAGUGACUGCAAUACUUGGAGGUGGAUUGCGAAUUGGUGUACUCAUUCAAGGGAAGAAGGUUAGAGAUGACAACAAAACUUUACUGCAGACAGGAAUUUCUCAUGACAAUCAGUCAGAUGUUUUGGGUUUUAGCCUGGAGCCUAACCCUUCACAAACUACCCCUUCUUUAUGUCCUGGAGAUUCUCCCUCGAUGAUUCCCUGUCACACUCCUCAACCUCUAACGAGGUAUCCAGCCACUUCAGAUAUUUUUAAUCAAGCCACUUCUGAUGCUGCAAAUGAACCUCAUGCGCCUAAUAUAGGCAGCUUCGUUGAAAGCGAUCAUGAUUCUGCACCCUCUCCUACUGACAUGUCAAUUGACAAAAGCACAACCGAUUCAAAAGCCCUGGUUGCUGCACCGGCUGUGCCUGUGAGUGUGGAAGCACUGGCUGUAGUUCCAGCUCAUAGGAAGUCUAAGCAAUCAGAGGUUGUGCAACGCCGAAUUCGUCGACCUUUCUCUGUUGCUGAAGUUGAAGCAUUGGUUCAAGCAGUUGAGAAACUCGGAACCGGAAGGUGGCGUGAUGUCAAGUUGCGGGCCUUUGAUAAUGCAAAACAUCGCACAUAUGUGGAUUUGAAGGAUAAGUGGAAAACACUGGUGCACACGGCAAGAAUAUCCCCUCAGCAAAGAAGGGGAGAGCCGGUUCCUCAGGAACUCUUAGACAGGGUCCUAACUGCACAUGGUUACUGGUCCCAGCAGCAAGCCAAGCAGCAGCUCAGGCAACAACCUGAGACCUGUCUUCUUUAGAAGUCACGACAACCCGAUGACAAGCCACCAGCUAGCAACACAUGCAAUGCUGAAGCAAGCACAUUGUCUUCAGAGAAGUGUUGUCAGAUUAGUUUCCUGUUUUCUCUGUAUUUUGUUUAUGAUCAUGUAAAAAGUUAAUGAUGGGGAAGAAAUAGGUUUAAGGAUGAAGAAAUCUAUGUAAUAUUUUAUCAUCUCUCGCUGUGAUUCUUUUCCUGCGUUGGAGAGGCCUAGCUCCUGUAAAUGGUUGUUGAUGAAAUAAGAGCUUCCUAACAGAAUUUAUU